Monopterus albus (swamp eel) is the source of this 1521-nucleotide messenger RNA. RefSeq names its product cell adhesion molecule 3 (gene cadm3). The coding region runs from base 284 to 1513 and encodes 409 amino acids. Lineage: Eukaryota; Metazoa; Chordata; Actinopteri; Synbranchiformes; Synbranchidae. Gene Ontology annotation, cellular component: presynaptic membrane. Gene Ontology annotation, biological process: homophilic cell-cell adhesion. The transcript has 11 exons. The record is from RefSeq and is a predicted model, not a curated record.
AGAGAGAUAGAUACAAACAGCGAGUGAGAGAGAGAGCGCAGAGGAAAACGCAAGAAAAACAAGGAGACGGGAGAAGGAACAGGAAGAUUUUUAAAAAGUCGAUAAAAGCUGAUUCAGAGGAGGCUCCGGACAAGCGACUGCUGCGCAUCAAAGGAGGGACCUUACUGGGACCUUAUUGGAGACAAGCGCCAACAAAACCCCAGGCGGAAUAGAACGGUGACACUCCAGAGCUCCUCUGCCCUCCUGAGGAUUCAGUGAGACAGGCGGAUCUGUGCGCCCGACCAUGGCCUUCCCAUCAGCCCCCUCCGCAUUAUGGAGUGUCAGCUUAUUGACAGCACUAUUCCUAGCUGCAGUUCACAGCAAUGUUGUCUAUGACGAAGACCCCUUGCAGCCAUUGACCUCAGAUGAGACAGUGUCCGUGGGGGGCACGGUGACACUGACCUGUCGGGUGGCCGAGAGUGACAACUCCUCGCUGCAGUGGUCCAACACUGCACAACAGACCCUGUACUUUGGAGAGAAGAGAGCGCUCAGAGAUAACCGCAUCCAGCUGCAUCACUCGACGCCCACUGAGCUCUCCAUCACCAUCUCCGACGUGCAGCUGUCCGAUGAGGGCGAGUACACCUGCUCCAUCUUCACCAUGCCGGUCCGCACCGCCCGAGCCACCGUCACUGUGUUAGGUGUGCCCGGUAAACCACAGAUCACAGGCUUUGAGAACGCCGUGCCAGAGGGGGGCAAAAUCACCCUGACCUGCACCAGUACUGGCAGCAAACCUCCUGCCAGCCUGCGCUGGUACCGAGGAGACCAGGAGCUGAACGGGCAUCCAGAAGUGGUGGAGUCCAUUCCAGACAGCCCUACGUACAAUGUGAGCAGGGAGCUCACCCUCAACGUGAGCCGCAGCGACAACAACGCCUUCAUCACCUGCGCUGUCCACCAUCCCUCUCUCACCCACGGGGAAAAGAGGAGUGAGCAGGCUCUGCGGGUGUUGUAUUCCCCUAAUGUGGACAUCCGUGCCGAGAGCAACCUGCCCAGAGAGGGAGAGAAGUUUUACCUUCAGUGUUUGGGCAACGGCAACCCCGAGCCCACCUACACUUGGGAGAAGAAGGAUGGAGAGCUCCCCCCACUGUCCAAAGAAGAUGGUGCUUUUUUGCACUUCGAGAUGCUCAACAAAUCAGAUAACGGCAUCUACCUCUGCCACGCCCACAACAGCAUCGGAAAAAGCCAGGGAGAGUACACACUCGGUGUGCAAGAUGCUGCAGACAACAUUGCAGACCCCACAGCCAUGUCGACCUCAUCAGGAGUGGACCACGCUGUGAUCGGAGGGGUGGUGGCUGUUAUUGUCUUCAUCCUGCUCUGCCUCCUCAUCGUCCUUGGCAGAUACCUCAUCAGACACAAAGGAACGUAUCUGACCCAUGAGGCCAAAGGCUCAGACGACGCCCCCGAUGCUGACACGGCCAUCAUCAACGCAGAGGGAGGCCACUCUGGAGCAGAGGACAAAAAGGAGUACUUCAUUUAGAUAGAGGA